AUGAGUGGUUCAGCAUCUGCAGUCCAUCACCACUCAUCACCACCCGUCUUCUUCAACUCUGCUCGCCGGCUCGCCGCCUACUACCCUCCUUUAUUUCUCCACAUCGCAGCUGAAGAGAUGAUUGAAGAAUUUGGCGAUAAGGUGGAGGGAAAGCACAAGGUCCAUGGUGGUGCUGAAAUUGAUUUGUUUGAUAUCAAGUACUAUGUUAUCAAGUACUAA
This is a messenger RNA of Triticum turgidum subsp. durum (durum wheat), 219 nucleotides long. The record is from the annotation of a GenBank genome assembly. NCBI's taxonomy places the organism in Eukaryota, Viridiplantae, Streptophyta, Magnoliopsida, Poales, Poaceae.